UUCUGUUUGUCAAGUAGGGGGUCAGCCCAGUUUGUCCCUGCACUUGUAUCUGCGUUCACAGACCGAGGAGCUGCUGCUACAAUGAAGCUCCACCUGGUUCUACCCUUCAUCUGCACGCUCCUCUCUGUGCAGCAGUCUCUUCUUCUGCAGGUCUGUCCUGCUCUAUGCCGGUGCGACUGGAACACCAACAGUGUGACCUGUGCUGGAGUGGACGUCCUGCCACAGUUCUGUUCCUGCACUCAGGAGGUGUGGAUGGUGGCCUCAAAGCUGCUCUUCAUUCCUCAGGACGCCUUCGCCAGUCUGCCCAACGUUUCCCGCAUACACAUAUCUGAUGACACCACUCUGACAUCUCUGCGGAGACAUUCCUUCUUCAACCUGUCCAGGAUCCUGCACAUACAGCUGACCAGCAUCAAAGCUCUGUCUCACAUCCACCAAGAGGCGUUUAAGGACCUUCCAAACCUAAAAUACCUCGGGAUCAGCAACACGGGUCUCAGAUGGUUUCCAGGUCUGCAGCAGAUCCGAUCGGGUCAAGAGGAUUUCUUGCUGGAAAUCGUGGAGAACGCCUUCAUUCAAGUCAUUCCUGCUAACUCCUUCAGUGGCAUCAGUGAGCGCGCUCUGACUGCCAUCCUCAGCGGUAACGGCAUGAAGAAGAUUGAGAGUUUGGCCUUCAAUGGGAGCAGACUGGAGGAAGUAGACCUGAGCAGGAACCGGGAUUUGGACCAUCUGGAUGAAUUUGCAUUUUCUGGUGUGAUUGGAGGUCCGACUCACCUAGACGUCUCAGAGACCAGAGUCACCUCCCUGCCCCCCCUCGGCAUGAACGCACUCGAGAAGCUCCGAGCUGAAAGCGUCUGGGCUUUGGAGGUGAUGCCCCCCUUCAGCGCCUUUCCUCAUCUGCAGAGAGCUGAGCUGACCUUCCCAAGCCACUGCUGCGGCCUGCAGAAGCUCCAGAGGUGGAGCGGGCGCUCUCAGGAGGUGGUCUGCAGCCUGAUCAGGGCGGCUUUAGGGAGGCAGCAGGACUCCUCUGCAGGCCCCUCACAGAGGUCUCUCAGGGAUGCUUCUGGUCUGACAGCUGCUGGCGGUACAGAGCUUGGUCCACACAACAACAGUCGGAUCUGCCCGAGCAGAGGAGCCUUUUCAUCUGCAGAGCGUCUCAUUGAGGACUUUAACCUCUCCGUGUGCACGGACACAGACAGCAGACCGUCGUGCACACCAACGCCGGAUGCCCUGAACCCCUGUGAGGACGUGAUGAGCCGAGCCUUCCUCAGAGUUCUGGUCUGGGUGGUCAGUCUUGUGGCCAUUUCCGCCAACUUGUUGGUGCUGCUGAUCCUGCUGAGCUGCCAGCAGAAGCUGUCUGUCACCCGGUUCCUCAUGGGUCACCUGGCCUUCGCUGACGGCUGCAUGGGGACGUACCUGCUGCUCAUCGCAUCCGUGGACUUCUACACCCGCUCCCGUUAUCAUCGCUACGCUGUUGCCUGGCAGACAGGAAGUGGCUGCAGCCUGGCUGGGGUGUUGUCUGUGUUUGCCAGCGAGUUAUCCGUGUACACGCUGACGACAAUCAGCGUACAACGCUGGCACGCCAUCUUUAACGCCAUGAGGCCUCACAGGAAGAUGAGGCUCUGGCACGCUGCAGCGCUGAUGCUCAUUGGCUGGCUGCUCUGCAUCACGGCCGCCGUGCUGCCAUUGGUCGGUGUGAACACCUACCAGAGAGUGAGCAUCUGCCUCCCCAUGGACACGGAAAGCACGGCUGCACGCGCGUACCUGGUCUCCGUCCUGACUGCCAACCUGGUUGCCUUCAUGGUGGUGUGCUUGUGUUACCUUCACAUCUACUGCAUGGUGCACAACUCGCAGCACGCCUCCAGCAGGUCAGACAACAGCAUGGCCAAACGCAUGGCUGCUCUGAUCUUCACCAACUUCCUGUGUCUGGCUCCCGUCUGCUUCUACGGCUUAUCCGCCACCUUUAACCGUCCGCUGAUGACCUUCACAGACUCUAAGGUUUGUCAGACUCUAUACCUUCAACCAAAUCUGUCAGCUUUUAAGGCUAAGACCGCCUCCUGUUUGCCCCCUCAGGUGCUCUUAGUGCUUUUCUACCCCCUCAACUCCUGCGUGCACCCGUUUUUUUAUGCCAUCCUCACCAAGGCGUUCCACAGGGACACCCUGAUGCUGCUGAGUCGCAUGGGGCUGUGUCAGCGGCAGGCACACCUUUAUCGGAGCCGGCUCUUCACCGUCAGCCCCCACAUUUACAGAGGGUCACCUCCACAGUAGAACAGCAUCUUCUCCUCACGUCCCGCUGUUGGCGCUGCAGUCUGGCCCAGCCACAACCGUUCCAGCUGUUGGCGCUGCAGUCUGGCCCAGCCACGACCCGUUCCAGCUGAAGGCUGAAGGCCUUCAAAGGCAGAAGCUCUCUACCGUUUUGACUCCUCAAGCAGACGUCCUCAGUACAAAAAGAACAUCUCUACCGCUGAGUCGCUCUUGAAGGCGCUUAGACCUUCUCAUGAAGGCAAAAAAGAGCCAACUGUCCGACCGCAACAUCAAACCUUCCCUGUGGUGGACCACAUAUGGCUGGACAUCCAGUUUUACUCUGAGGAAACACGCAAUGAAAGCGUGUGUGUAGAACUGACUCCUCUUGUCAAUGUGCUGAGGUUUCAUCACUUCACUUGGAAUACUUUGUGUUAUUAAUUCUGUUAAGGAUGAAUGAGCUCCUCUGACUGCUGCUGAUCUUUUCAGUUCAUCACACUAAACAAAAAUACAAGAGGUCCCAACGCGGUCAUUGUCACCGCCAACUAGAAGAGAGGCCAACUUUAAACUAUGCUGACAAACAUCUAAUAAGGUCAACGUCCUCUUCUUCAGCACGGCGUGCCAGGUAUCUGCAGCACAGAAGCUCUCAGGCGGCUGAGCUUCUCCUCAUCGUCAGCCUUUAAAGAGAAAAUGAGAUUCGACUGCAGAUGUGGUUUGAUGAUGCAGGUUAGGAUUUCCCUGUGAUUAUAGUCACAGCCUCUGUUUAGUAUGACAUAGAACAAAAGGUGCAAAAACAAACUCCUAAAGUUGAACUGGAUACAAGACACAACAAUUUCAGACUUCUAGUUUGCAUUUUUAAACGUCUUUACACCUGAAAACCCUCUUUGAUGUGUCAUUAAAAGACUUCUGGACGUGUU
Oryzias latipes (Japanese medaka) is the source of this 3152-nucleotide messenger RNA. Its product is annotated as thyrotropin receptor. NCBI's taxonomy places the organism in Eukaryota, Metazoa, Chordata, Actinopteri, Beloniformes, Adrianichthyidae. Gene Ontology annotation, cellular component: plasma membrane. Gene Ontology annotation, biological process: hormone-mediated signaling pathway; adenylate cyclase-activating G protein-coupled receptor signaling pathway; activation of adenylate cyclase activity. The record is from RefSeq and is a predicted model, not a curated record. Gene Ontology annotation, molecular function: thyroid-stimulating hormone receptor activity; protein binding; G protein-coupled peptide receptor activity.